Molecule: messenger RNA, 1064 nt
Organism: Branchiostoma floridae (Florida lancelet)
Lineage: Eukaryota; Metazoa; Chordata; Leptocardii; Amphioxiformes; Branchiostomatidae
Product: tetratricopeptide repeat protein 32-like
Exons: 3
Coding region: 112-573 (153 amino acids)
Molecular function (GO): protein binding
Source: RefSeq, a predicted model, not a curated record
AUUGAGGUCAAAGGUUAGAGGUCAUUCUUUCCUUUACUCCUACUCGCGUAUUUUCUCCAAUAAUAAUCUCCGAAGUUUCCCUCCCGGUUAACGCACUAAUUUCGGUAGAAAAUGGACUUAAAAGACUUGUUUCGGCAAGCCGAGCAAGAAUUUGCCAGUCAGAAUUUCGAAACAGCCGAGAAACUGUACACGGAGUUCAUUGGUGGCUGUGGAAGACCGAAGGGGGAGGGGGGCGAAGUGAAAGACAUCGACCCAGAAAGAACAUCAGAUCUUGUGACAGCGUACAACAACCGCGGGCAGAUCAAGUACUUGAGAGUGGACUUUGACGAGGCCGUGGAAGACUACACUACAGCGAUAGGGGUGGCCCCAGAUGUUGCAGUGCCGUACUACAACAGAGGACAGAUUCAUUAUAGAUUAGGUCGUUUUGAUGCUGCCAUUGCUGACUUUACCAAGGCCCUCGAGCUCCAGCCUGACUUCCCUGAUGCACACAUCAACAGGGAACAAACUCUGAGUGAUAAACAGAAACGAGACCAGGGAUUCAAUACAAGUGACUGGAAAUCUGAGGGGAGCUAGGACAUGUACACUUACAUAUGACAGUGUCAGUAUAGAAAAGUUACCCAACUGGUUACGAAGAGUACAGACUAUAAAUGAGUGACUGAAUGAAUGAAUUCAUAGAUGACUGAAUGAAUCGGUAUUGAUUGAUAAAUUAAUUCAGGUAUUUUUUAUAUCACUUCUUUUGAAACGGACUAAAAAUGAGGAUAACAUGUUGGUAGAUAAUACUACAAGGUUUGUAUUGUUGAAAAAUUUUAUAUUCCGUAAUAGUGGCAGACACAAAAGGCAAUGGACAGCAGGUCUUUUUGUAGGGUCAGUCAGGUUACAAGAAACACAAAAAAACAGGCCUUCUGGUAAGUGUAUAAAGGCAAAGAAACACAGGAAUCUUAGUAGGUGUCUAGUACAUUUUAUACUACUAGAAUGAACAGUCUUCUUGCCUUGCUGGAUUAUCUGACAAUCGUAUUUGAUACUAUCUAAAUUAUGGCACUAUGCAAUAAACAUUGUACAAAGGA